Molecule: messenger RNA, 3763 nt
Organism: Xiphias gladius (swordfish)
Lineage: Eukaryota; Metazoa; Chordata; Actinopteri; Istiophoriformes; Xiphiidae
Exons: 8
Coding region: 1-2880 (959 amino acids)
Molecular function (GO): GTP binding
Source: RefSeq, a predicted model, not a curated record
AUGAAUGAAAACUUCAGCGGGCGCUACCAUGGGUCCUCGCCCUUAGAACUGCGACUUGUUCUUUUGGGGAACCUUGGAUGUGGAAAGACAUCAUCAGCAGACACUAUCCUCGGCCAGCUGGCCCCCAUCUCACCCAUUGCCUCCAGGAGCUGCCAGCUGCGACAGGGCUUCUCUGAGGGCAGGAAUGUGACUCUGGUGGAGGCGCCGAGAUGGUACUGGAACGGCGGCAAGAUGGAGGACAGUGUCAGGAAGGAGACAGAGCGAGCAAUGAAUCUAGCAGCACCAGGUCCACAUGGUAUUUUGCUGCUGGUGCCAGUUAGCCAGUUCACAGAGAUGGAGAGUUGUGUGCCUGCAAUGCUGGAGGAGGUGUUUGGGGAGGAGUCACUGGAUCACACCCUGGUGCUGCUUACCUGUGGGGACUACUUGAUGGGGAGAACAGUGGAGGAAUACCUGCAGAAAGAACACCCAGGGCUGAGGCAGAUAAUCGAGCGCUGUGGGGGGAGGUGCCAUGUCAUCAAUAAUCGUCAGCGACAGGACAGGGAGCAGGUCCGUGAGCUGCUGGAGAAGGUGGACAAUAUGGUGCAGCAAAAUGGGGUAUACCACAUGAAAACAGUCCAGGAGAGAGAGCUGGAGAAACGAGUGAAAGAGAGAAAAAAAGAACUUCUGGAAAGUUACAGAGCUCAAAAGGAAGAAAGAAGAGAGACGGUCGCAUCAACGCGCAUCACGAACACAGAAACACAGAGGAGUAUUGAUAGAGGAGGGGAGUACAGCAUCGCCUUGGAGAGGAGAAGGAGACAAGAGAGGGAUGAGAUGGACGGAAGAGUGGGUGUAAGUCAAGGGCUUCAUUCAACUCCAGUACCAGAGCGAAAGUCAUAUUCUGAGCUGGACGAUGACAGGCAGGUGAAGAGGACACCCAGUUUCAAACUGAAUGCAGAUGGAGCUAUGCUCUCACAAAUGUCUGAGGUUAAAUCAACUCCAAAAAUGACCACUACUUUUCAUAACAGAAUCAACAGCUUAGAAGAGAGUUUUCCUGAGGCGUUUCCUACUGCUUCUCCUCCUUCGCCUGUCUUCUCCCCCUCCCCCUCCUCCCCAACCUUGCCUGCCUCUCCUUCCUCACUCCCCUUAUCCUCCUCCCCCUCCUCAUCACUGCGUCUGGUGCUGCUUGGGCGAUCUGGAGCAGGGAAGAGUGCAGCUGGCAACAACAUCCUGGGGCGGGAGGAGUUUAAGUCGCACCCGGACAGCCUCAUAGCCAUCACUCAGGAUUGUGAGAAAAAGAAAGCACUGGUUGAAGGAAGAAGGGUGGCAGUGGUGGAUACCCCAGACUGGUUCUAUUCAGAGCAUACUCCAGAUGAGGUGCGAGCUCAGAUCUCCUCCUGUGUUGCUUUGUCCAGUCCUGGUCCCCACGCCUUCCUCCUGUGCGUCCCCUUAGACCAGCCUGCAAAGACUGAGCUCCAGGCACUCAGGGCCCUCGAAACUGUGUUUGGCCCAGAAGCAGUCCAGAAACACACUCUGGUCCUCUUUACCUACGCAGAUCGACUGAGGGCAAGUGGGAAGGCAGGAAACAAGAGCGUGGAGGCAUACAUUGCCAGUCAGGGGGGGGAUUUGUUAAACCUGGUUGAGAAAUGUCGGGACAGGUUUCAUGUUAUGGAGAAUGGAGAAGGUGGGAGGGAGAGGGGGAAUGUGGCGGAGCUGCUAGAGAAGGUGGAGCAGACAGUGAAGGAGGCUGGAGGACAGUGUUAUUCUUGUCCUGCUUUUCAGGAGGCAGAGAACCGAGUGAGGCAGAAACAGGUAGAGAUAGCAAGGGAGAAAAGAGGCAAAAAGCUAGAGCAAGAAAAACUAGGAGACAAUGGACAACUAAGCUCUGAGAGGCUUGUAUUCUAUCCCUACAUGCAGCCUGUGGCUGAGAUGGAAGAGGAAGUGAGAGAAGAUGAGAUUGAGAAAACGAGGGAUGAGGCAGAGAUGAGUGUAAGAACCAUGAAUAUCGAGAGCCUUCCUCCUGUUACGCUUUCGAGCUUGUCCCCGUCACUCCUUAAUUCCAUUUUGGAGAAAAUGGAGUCUAGUGCAAAAAUGUUACCCAAACUGUUGGCAGAUAGCUCUGUGUGGGUCAGUGAGGGAGCAAAGAAGGUGAAAAGUAGUCCAGUGUGGGGGACAGUUGGCAGCGGAGCACAAAACGUCCAGAAGAUGGUGGUUGAUAGUUCCGUGUGGGGGAAGGUGGGAGCUAGUGCCGGACAUGUGUCCAAACUAGUAGGAGAUAGAGUGCCCAAGGUGGUGGCGGAUGGUUCUGCAUGGGUGGGAUCUGGAGCAAAAGCAGCAUCAGCAAGUCCCAUGUGGGAAAAAGUUGGUUCAGGGGCCAAACUAAUGGCAGAAAGAUCCAUGCAUGUCGGGGCUGGGAUCGGAGCCGGGGCAAAGAAUUUGGCGCAGAGUCCUAUGUGGGGAAAAGUCGGAUCUGGGGCCAAAACUGGAGCUAAACUGGUGGCUGACAGUUAUAUGCGAGUUGGAGCUGGAAUCGGUGCCAGUGCAAAGAAGGUGGCACAGAGUCCGGUGUGGGAGAAGGUGGGUUCUGGGGCCAAAGCAGGGGCCAAAAUGGUGUCUGAGAGCUCAGUGUGGGAGAAAAUGGGGACUACUGCUAAUCAGGUGCCCAAGGUAGUCAUCGGGGGUGCGUUGCUGGGUCUCCUGCUUGGUGUGUUUUUGGGGGGUGUCAUUGGCGGAGCUGCCGGUGCAGCAGCUGGAUCGGUGUUAACUGAAGUGGGCAGACGAAAACUCAGCAACAGAAACAUGUUAGAAAAGACAGAUGAAGCUGCAAAAAAAGUGGAGAGAACCGUGAACGACAGUGUGGACUCAAUGGUAAAACAAGGAGUGAAAGUACUGAAAACUGAAUGAACAACUGAAUGGAGCAUGCUUAUAAAGGUAGAUAACAAAUGUAAAAACAUGACUUUUGCAGUGAGUUAGUACCAUCAGAAUAUGUAAUUCAAAAACAGUGCCAAAUCUUUUUUGACUCUUAUUUUGAAAACUUGGUGAUCUUAGAAAAAGACACUUUUCUGUGAGCCUUUCUUUGUUUCUUUCUUUCUUCACAGAAAUGCAGAAAAGGGUUCUUUGAAAAUACUAAUAUCAAAUUGGAUAAACUAUUUUAGAAACAAGCCGUUGAGGUGAUUCUAAUCAUUCAGUUUUAUCCCAGUAUUCUCAUUAGUUUCAUUCCACUAGUUAAUGGAGGAGGAUGUUUGUGACUUUUUAAAAAGGGUGAAUAUCACCUACACUAAAUAAAGCUGAUAUUUGGGCCGUCCUAGCAAUAUAUAUAUGAAAAUAAAUUUCUAGAUUUUGGCAAAAACGAACUCGUAUUAACUUGGCUACAUAGGUUUGCUAGGGCACAUGAAAAGUAUUUAGUUGCUUAUAAACAGUUUUUAAGGUGUGUCAAAUUCUCUAAGAAAAAAGUAAUGCAAUUCUUAAUUUUGCCAAGUCUUUAACCGGCAAUGUAUUAUUUCCCACCCAUCACUAAGUGUAUACAGUAAAGUUUUAUAAGUCUUUCAGCAAGUUAUAUGAUACGCAUGCUGUACCGUACAUCAGUCACUCAGCACUUUCACGUAAUAGUUUAAUCUUCCUCAAUACUUAAUUAAAAAAACAUUCAUUAUGAAAUUAUUGCUCUUAUGUCUGUAUUGAGUGUUGUUGUUUUCAAACUUUAAACCAAGAGGUCUCAAGAAUGUUGUUGCAAGUAUGAUCUGUUUUACAAAAACUUAAUAUUGUUAUUAUAUAUUAAAAUAUUCUCACU